AUGUCAAGCUAUUUUUGUGAAUAAGACUUCAAAGAUUUUACAUCUCCAAGGUUCAUUUUGGAUGGAGCAACUCCACAUGUUGAUCCAAAAGUUGGAUCAAAUUCAGAUGUUUAAUUCCAAUCAGAAAUCAGUAACAUGGAAAGUAUGAGAUCACUAAAAUAGGAGACAACAAAUAAUAAAAACAAAUUAGUGAAAAAGAAUUCACAAAUUUUAUCAAUAAAAUUUGAUGUAUUCUUAUCAAUUAUAUUAGUAAUAAGUAAAUAAGAAAUUGCAAAACACUCGGAGUUAAUUUAAAAAUGAGAAUAAAGAAGAUGAUGGAUUAUAAUUAAAGCAAGUCUUGGGUAAAUAAAUGUUACUCAAAUUUAAAGACAGAUUGCUAUCUAAUGCUCAUCUUUUAACAAAACAAAUGAUGGAAGAAAAAAAGAAUUUACUAAAUUAUUUAUUUUUAGAUGAUGCAUUAUUAGAAGGGAAAAGAACCAAGAAGAAAUAAGCUUUUAGUAAACUUGAAUAAUGUUUUACAUUCCCUGUAUUUUUACCUUAAGAUAGAUUUGUUAAAGUGUGGAGUUUAUUUAGUAUUUUAUGCAGUUUUUUUAUUUUGUGGCUGUCACCCUUUAUUGCUUCUUUUUAAUUGUAGAAAAGCCAAGAAAUUUAAAGGAUUACUGAAAUAGUCUUAUUGUAUAUAUUGAUUGAUGGGCUGAUUGCAAACAACAAAGCAAUUUUAGUGCAAGGAGAAGUAACUUAGAAAUUAAAUUAAUUAGCUUAUUGUAAGCAGAAAAAGAAUCAUCCAAAAUUAUCUUAGAUUUUAAAUAGUUAAUGAUCUAAUUAAUUUUGUCAUCUGGCUAAUCAUGUAUUAAGGAAUAGAUAAUAUUCAGAUUGCUUAAUGUUUGUCAAUUAUUUAAAUUAUCAUAAUAAUAUUCACAGUUUACAAUAAGAUUAACAAUUUUGUUGAUUGUCUUUAUUUAAAUGGACGAUUAAGUGAAAUUUUAGAUUUGAUUUUCUUAAUCAUCUCAUUAUAUUAUUUUAUUCAUAUUAUUGGAUGCCUUUGGCAUUAUUUAGCUCUUGUGUGUGAAGAAUUGAACUAGUAAUCUUGGUUAAGUAAAUAUUCUCUAGAGAAUCAAUCUUACUGGGUAAAAUAUGAUUAUGCAAUAUAUUGGGCCACAAUGACUAUGGUUACAGUUGGAUACGGAGAUAUCACAGCUUCAAAUCCUAUUGAGAUCCUAUUUUCUAAUUUCACAAUGUUUGUCAGUAGUUUUGUAUUUGCAUAUUCUGUGAAUUCAAUAGGAAUGAUAAUUAAGAACUUUUACGAUCAUAAAAAUUAAUAUAAGUAAAUAUAAUCUUUAUCAUUUUAUUAAUUAGAAGAUAAUUAAUACUCAUCAACACGUUUAUGAAGAACAAUUUAGUGGAUGAUUCCAUCUAGAAUAGAGUAAGGAAUUAUCUAAAAAAUUAAGUGGAUCAAGAAGGCAAAAGCAAUCAAGUAGAAGUAAUAAAAAUAACUAAAUUGUAGGCUCAAUAGAUAUUAGAGAAUUUACCAUCAGGGUUGAAAAAUGAAGUCAAUUUCAAUAUCAAAGCCAGAAUAAUAAAAAACGUGAAAAUAUUAUUUAAUAACUUUUCAAAGCCUACUAUAAACUAAGUUACAUAAUAGAUUGAACAGAUAAAUUAUAUACCUAACGAUGUAAUUUAUAAUCCAGAGGAGAGACAUAAAGAUUUUCAUAUGUAAGAAUAUAUUAAACAAAUAGUUAUUAUGUAGAUUCAGGUGAAGUUAAAUUAGUUGAAAUAAGAACUAAGAAAAUUGUUUAGACUUACAAUGAAGGAUAGACAUUUGGAGAAUACUAAUUUAUGAGUGGAUUUGAUUCAAAAUUUAUGAUUGUCAGUUCUCAAUUUACAUAACUCUAUAAAAUUUCAAGACAAGAUUUCUUAAAAGUUCUAUAAAAUAAUCAAAAAGAUAAAGAACUAUUUCAAUAGAUUAAGGAUCAACUAAUUUACUUAUCUGACUAUAGUUUAAUUGGUAAGAAGUGCAGUUUAUGCAACAAUGGCGAUCAUAUGAACAACGAUUGUUUCCUUAUCUCUUAUAAACCGAACUUAGAAACACUAAUAAAACGAGAAGGGUUCACUUUUUAAUAACGAUCUCUAAUGAGAAGAAAUGAUAGACAAAAACUCAAAGUUCUUAGUUCAAUAACUGUAAUUAGAUAUUGUAAUUUAGGGUAUUAUGAAUACAGUUGUGUAAUUUUAGCAAUAUGAAUUAAUCUCUAAUUAAAAUGAAACUCAAACAAUCAUAAGUGGUACCAAAAGAUUUAAAGAUUCAACUACGAGAAGAUAAAGUGAUUUAAAAAUGGAGCCUCAUGAAGGUUCUUCAAUGAGUGAUUUAUCACCUGAUAUCAGAUAAGAAAGAAUUCAAGAUACAAAUACUCUUGCAUAAUAAAAGUUGAAUUCAAGAAAACAAUCUCAAAAUUUAACUGGUAAAUUUGCAACAUCACUUUAAUCAAAUAAACACAUUGAAUAUAAGGAUAAGAGGAAGAUAUCUAUUGGGUAUUAGAGAGAAUCUAGUUAUAUUAGUCCAGAUGGUCAAAGUACUUAACUGAUACAGUAAAAGUCAUUAAAGUAAGGAUUAUCAUCAAACAUAAUUAUUGAAACUGAUGAUCAUAAUAAGCAUAUUAGUAAGUCUUUAAACUUAGAUAUUGAUAAAAUUUAUUAAUUUUAAAAUUACAUGCCUUAAAGCAAUGCUUCAAGCAUUAUUUUAAGUUUGAAUAAAUAAAAAUCUAAGAUUUCUUCAAUCUAUUCUAGCAAUUUAAAAAAAGCAUUCAAAUUCACUUUUUAUUACAAAGUAGCUAAAUUAGCAUGUGGUAUGAGAUUAAUUAUGGCUUCCACUUCGAGAAGACUAUUGAAACCACCUGGCCUUAAGAAAAAUAAAGAAUAAUUUUAAUAAUGA
Molecule: messenger RNA, 2926 nt
Organism: Paramecium octaurelia
Lineage: Eukaryota; Ciliophora; Oligohymenophorea; Peniculida; Parameciidae
Source: the annotation of a GenBank genome assembly